GGCGGGCGGCGGGCAGCGGGCGGCGGCGGACCGAGAGCCGGAGACCGGCGCCGCGGGACGGAAGCGAGCGGGCGCGGGCGCCGCGCAGAUGGCCGGGGCGAGCGAGAUCUGAGGCUCUGCUCCCCGAAACGUGACCAUGUGGAUUCAACAGCUUUUAGGACUCAGUUCCAUGUUCAUCCGCUGGCCCGGCUGCUCCCUAGGAAGCCAUGCUUGGAUCCUUAUAGCCAUGUUUCAGCUCGCCCUGGAUCUGCCCACAUGUGAGUCCCUGGGCCCGGGCCCCGAGUUCCGGCUACUGCCUCGGCCACCCCACCGGCCACCUCGCUUGUGGAGUUUUAAGAGUGGACAGCCCGCUCGGAUCCCUGCUCCUGUGUGGAGCCCCCGGCCGCCCCGUGUGGAGCGCGGACACAGUCACGGACAGAUGCCGAGUCCCCGGGCCCGACGGGCGCACAGACCCAGGGAUCAGGAGGCCACUCUUGGGCCCAAAGGGGGCCUGGCCAAGCCCCCAGCUGCUGCCAAAUCCAGCCCUUCCCUGGGCUCCUCCCCCACCUCCUCCUCCUCUGCAGGGGCCAGCGGGGCCCCCACGGACCAGCAGGCCCUCCUGCGGCGGGGGAAGAGGCACCUACAGGGGCCUGCUUUCCACAGCUUUGACUUCCGGGGCAGCAGGCCCACCACGGAGACGGAGUUCAUUGCCUGGGGGCCAACGGGGGAGGAGGAGGCCCUGGAAUCCAACACAUUCCCGGGCUUUUACGGCCCCACCACGGUCUCCAUCUUCCAAACGCGGAAGACAACUGUGGCCACCGCCACCACCACCGCCACAGCCACCGCAGCCGCUUCCGUGCCGCUGCAGACUCACGGGCUCACCGAGCCCCUGGACCCCAGGAGUAGGAUCCCAGUUGGGGUAAGCACAACGGAGCCUUCCACCAGUCCCAGCAGAGACAGUGGCCAAGACAGCCAGCCCCCGCGGGUUCUGGGGGAGACCUCAGGUUUGGCCGUCCAUCAGAUCAUCACCAUCACCGUCUCCCUCAUCAUGGUCAUAGCUGCUCUGAUUACAACUCUUGUCUUAAAAAACUGCUGCUCGCAGAGUGGGAACCCACGAAGGAACAGCCACCAGCGGAAGACGAACCAUCAGGAGGAGAGUUGCCAGAACCUGACAGACUUCACGCCUGCCCGGGUGCCCAGCAGUCUGGACAUCUUCACGGCCUACAACGAGACCCUCCAGUGUUCCCACGAGUGUGUCCGGGCAUCCGUGCCCGUCUACACUGACGAGACGCUGCACCCGGCCGGGGAGUACAAGUCCACAUUUAAUGGGAACCGGCCCUCUUCUUCUGAUCGGCAUCUUAUUCCUGUGGCCUUUGUGUCUGAGAAAUGGUUUGAAAUCUCCUGCUGACUGGCCGAAGUCUUUUUUACCUCCUGGGGGCAGGGCAGACGCCAUGUGUCUGUUUUAUGGAUUCCGUUGGUGAACCUGUAAAAAAAAAAAAAAAUUAAAAAUUACAAAAAACACACAAAACCUAAAACUAAACUAUCGAAGGGGAGGGUCCCCACCCCUACCACUUCUGUUUGCCGGUGGGGAACUCUCAGAGCAGGACGCUAUAGGCCAAAUAUAUUUUUAUAAAAAUGCUGACGCCUAUGGGGGACUGCCUUCUCCCAGAGCUCCUUUGGGAAACAGAAAGAAGACCCAACAGAAGGAACCGGAGACAGAAAAAGGGCAGGAGGACGCACCAGAAGCUGGAGUUUGUACUUCGAUUCUGAACCUGUGCCAAUAAUACCAUUAUGUGCCAUGUACUGACCUGAGAGACUUGGUGACAAAGCCGAAGCCAAGCGAACCAUGUGGAGUAAACUUACAGAAAACAGGAGUGGGUAUCUCUUCUGUAGAGUCGCUAUUUCUGGUUAAUAUA
Molecule: messenger RNA, 1895 nt
Organism: Bubalus bubalis (water buffalo)
Lineage: Eukaryota; Metazoa; Chordata; Mammalia; Artiodactyla; Bovidae
Gene: AJAP1
Product: adherens junctions associated protein 1
Exons: 6
Coding region: 137-1387 (416 amino acids)
Cellular component (GO): cytoplasmic side of plasma membrane; adherens junction; plasma membrane
Molecular function (GO): beta-catenin binding
Source: RefSeq, a predicted model, not a curated record